AUGAAAAAAUUGGACGAAGUUAUCGGUUAUUCAGGCCCAGAGCACGGCAAUCGAGUACCAUCUGGCAAUUCUCCGCCACCACGCCACCGAAGCACAAACUUUGGCACCAGAAAUGGCGUGGAUGCUCAACCGUCUCCGCGUUCGUUACGGCGAACUGGCAACAACGGUGGCUCUUUUUCCACCGAAUCGACACCGAAAUCCCCGCGGAUACCACUGGAAACAAGACCAAAACCUGGUGACUGGAGCAUGGAUGAUUCCUGGGAGCAUCCACCAGCAAGAAAACAACCUGAAUCCUUUCCACAAGAAAGUCCCGCCGUUUGCUUGAAGUGCCGCGAUUUCUCGACACCCGAUCAUCAUGCUUCGCGAUUCCCCCGACAAUCCUAUAAUAACAUUCGGCAAUUAGCCAUCGAGCUCACUUCACCUUUCUCAGAUCCCAUCGACAAGGCGAGGGCGAUAUUCACGUGGAUGCACGAGAAUAUCGCUUACGAUGUCGAGAAUUUCUUCAAUGGUACAGUUAAGGCAAGUACCCCAGAAGCCACGCUACGCUCUGGCCUUGCCGUUUGUGCGGGUUACGCAGAUCUCUUUGCCGCAAUGGCAUCACAUGCCAAUCUGAAAGCUGUUGUCGUGCAGGGUCACGGUAAAGGUUAUGGCUACUGUCGGGUGACUGAUGGCCGGAUCCCCAAAUUCAAGGCAGGUCACGCGUGGAAUGCGGUCAAGUUUCCCCAUGGCUGGCAUCUGAUCGAUUGUUGCUGGGGUGCCGGCAGUGUUAGUGAGCAAAAGUUCAAUAAACGCUUUGCUCCGUCCUUCUUUACGCAAUCGCCCGAGGAGUUUCGGUGUCGGCAUUUCCCAUCGAAAGCAUCAAAUCAGCAUUGCAGAGACACAAUAUCCUGGGAAACGUAUAUUCUCAUGGAUGAUGGACCGACAAUCUACAGGGAUUUCACGGAUGCCCGUGUCGACUUUUCACCGUACACAUUAGAGCCAGCCACACUGGUUCUAGCACCGAAAACUCGGUACCAGUUUCGGGUGACUCGAUCCUGUGAACAUCAAGGACAAACACCGUUGGUCGUGUUGCUCUGUGUGGAUGGGAAGGAAAAGCUUCCGUUGAGGAACGAUGGACGCGGUGGAUUGACCUGUACGGGUACAACGGGUUCAACAGGAACCACACUCAGCUUAAUGUACAUUACAAACCUUGAUGGAAAGCCUAGCGGAAGUUUCACCGUCGAUUAUUAUGAGUCGCGAGUCGGCCGAGCUGCCUAUUCAUUUUCCGGCCUCUGCCAAUGGACUGUUGGG
Molecule: messenger RNA, 1290 nt
Organism: Mesorhabditis belari
Lineage: Eukaryota; Metazoa; Nematoda; Chromadorea; Rhabditida; Rhabditidae
Source: the annotation of a GenBank genome assembly